UGCCGAUUCAACUCAGGAUUCUUCUGGAGAAACGAUUUGCUCAAAGAGUACAAAUACUACUGGCGUGUCGAGUGAGGAGUCAAGUAUCCAUAGAUUCUAAUCCCCUGACAUAUGCACAGACCUGAUGUCAAGUUCUUCUGUGAUUUGGAUUAUGACCCCUUCUUAUAUAUGGAGGAUAAAAAGAAAGUCUAUGGAUUCACUAUCUCGCUCCCCGAAUACGAAGCAACCAUUCCUUCUCUCUGGGAAACCGUGAAGGGAUUCAUGAAAGAAUACCCUGAAUACGUUGUACCUAAUAAUGCGAUGGGAUUCGUUUCCGAUGAUGGUGGCAGAACAUACAACAAAUGUCACUUUUGGUCUAACUUCGAGAUUGGCGACCUCGACUUCUGGCGAGGAGAGGCAUACUCCAAAUUCUUCGAAUACCUCGAUUCAAAAGGAGGUUUCUAUUACGAGGUUGGCCUCUCACUUCAGCGAAACCGUUCUACCGUUACUUAUCUCCGCCGUGAAUCCACAGCGAUGGGGAGACGCUCCCGUCCACAGCAUCGGAGCUGCUCUAUUCGCUCGAAAGGACCAAAUUCAUUUCUUUAGUGACAUUGGCUACAGACACGAACCAUUCCAACAUUGCCCCCAGGGCGAUUCUCAUCGCAAAGGAAAAUGCUGGUGCGACGAGAAACAAAACUUUGAUUACGAGUGGUAUUCUUGCUUGAACAAAUAUGAUGCCUUGUUCACACAAUAGGAUCGUGCUUAUCUAUACUGAUGUAUCAUCUUCAUACUCGCUAACCAUCUGGACUAAUGACAAGCAUAAUAAUAUCGGA
This is a messenger RNA of Marasmius oreades (fairy-ring Marasmius), 812 nucleotides long. It is a transcript of the gene MNT2, whose product is annotated as alpha-1,2-mannosyltransferase KRE2. NCBI's taxonomy places the organism in Eukaryota, Fungi, Basidiomycota, Agaricomycetes, Agaricales, Marasmiaceae. Gene Ontology annotation, cellular component: membrane; Golgi apparatus. Bases 112 to 585 code for a protein of 157 amino acids. Gene Ontology annotation, molecular function: alpha-1,2-mannosyltransferase activity. Gene Ontology annotation, biological process: protein N-linked glycosylation; cell wall mannoprotein biosynthetic process. The record is from RefSeq and is a predicted model, not a curated record. The transcript has 11 exons.